CAAACAGACGUUCUCAUUUUGUGAUUGCUGUGAGCUGUUACCAUUAAUAUUGAAGACUUUAUUUGUCUUAAAAUGAAAAGAGUGAUUACAAUGAUAUUUUUCUUGCUCUUAGCUCCAAAGACAUUGUACACCUUCAACAUUGAUACCAGAUUUAAGGCAUUGUUUCAAAAUAAAAGCAAUGUACUCUUUGGACAGAAAGUUGUUCAAUACGAUCAUAGUGAAAAUAGUGGGAUAUUGGUCAGCUCUCCUCUAUAUACCAAUGACAACAGACAUUAUGGGAGAAUAGAGAAAUGUGAUCUAAAAAGAAAAUCAUGUGAAUCUAUCAAACUCCCAGAGACUGAGAAAUUACACAGUGGACCUGGAUUCACCAUGGCUACAAGCAUAUUCCGUUCACAAUUCUUGAUCUGUCAGCAACAACGAAAAUGGCUACAAAAGAAUACUGAAGAUUUGAAUGGAAUUUGCACUGUCCUCUCUUCAGAACUUAAGGAAAGUUAUAUAUUUGAAGCUUCCUCAUUGGGCAAAUCACACAACAACAACAACAACAACAACAACAACAACAACAACGACGACGAUGACGACGAAUUUCCAGGCACAGAGAUUGCAAUUGUUCUGGAUGGAUCAGGAAGCAUUGAGAAGGAGGAUUUUGAAAUAGCAAAAGAAUUUGUUAUAAACAUAACAAGAAAUAUUUGGAAAAAAUGCUUUGAGUGUGAAUUUGCAUUGGUUCAGUAUGGAAAAGAAAUUGAAACAGUAUUCGAUUUGAAGGACAGUCAAAAAUUGAGUUCUGGAAUUUUCCCAAUUGUGAGAAAUAUGACUCAGUUGGGUAAAGUCACAAAGACAGCCUCUGCAAUACAGCAUGUUCUAGACAAUAUCUUCAAUGAAAGUACAGGCUCCAAAAAAAAUGCGAAACAGUUUAUCAUUGUGGUAACAGAUGGCGAUAUAUUCCAAGAUGAGUUAAACCUGACCGACGUAAUCCGCUCAACUAAAAUCGCUAAUGUGACACGGAUUGCUGUUGGGGUUGGUAAAAGCUUUAGCAAGCCAAAAGCAAUGAAUGAGCUAAAGCUAAUCGCGACUGAUCCAGAUGACAAACAUUUAUUCCAAGUGGGUAACUAUUCUGCUUUAGAUGGUCUACUGGCAGAUCUGGAGGAAAAUAUAGUUGGAAUUGAAGGUACUCAAGGUGCAAAUGUAAGUGCCUUUCACAUGGAGCUGGCACAAAUCGGAUUUGCUGCAGAUUACUCUAGUGAUGACAAUAUUUUGCUUGGUGCUGUGGGAGCUUAUGAUUGGACUGGAGGAGUAAUGAUAUACAACAAAGAUAAAGGAGUAAAGCAGUUUCUGAAUGAAUCCAAAGGAAUGUUUUCAGCUGCUUACGGUUAUCUUGGGUACAGUGUAACUGGAGCAAAAACAAAAAGUGAACAACACCUUUACAUUGCUGGGGCUCCUCGGCAUAGCCAGAUAGGUCAAGUUGUAGUAUUUGAAGCCGGAACAUCUGUCAAAAUAAAACAACGUAUUUCUGGAAAACAGCUGGGAUCAUACUUUGGCUCAGAGUUGUGUCCCCUUGAUGUAGAUGGAGAUCUUGUAACGGAUUUUCUGCUUGUUGGUGCUCCAUUCUUUCACAUACAUGGGGAGGAAGGUGCUGUUUAUGUUUACCAUCUGAAUGAAAAGGGUAUCUUCGAUGAUGAGAUGCGUUUGAUGGGAGAAGUCGGUAAUUCCAAUGCCAGAUUUGGGUUUGCUAUUGCAAACAUAGGUGACAUUAACAAAGAUGAUCACAAUGAUAUAGCUAUCGGAGCUCCAGUGGAAGAAGAUCAUUGUGGCAGCAUCUAUAUAUUCAAUGGUAAAAGGAAUGGCAUCCACAAAACUUAUUCCCAGCAAAUAAAGGGGAAGGAUGUAAUGACUGGUCUGCAGUACUUUGGACAAUCAAUAGAUGGCACAACAGAUGUGGAUGCAGAUGGGCUACUUGAUAUAACAGUCAGUGCAAAGGACAAUGUUGUGGUGCUCAGCUCAAGACCAGUUAUCAACAUCAAGGUGGCUGCCAGUUUUUUUCCAGAGAUGGUGCCUCUAUCUUUUGCAACCUCUUCUGAGCAGAAGAAAAUUAUUCGAGUUCAUGUCUGUUUUAAUGCUGAAUCAAAUUUUGGAUCAUUAGAUUUGAAGAAUUCUUUUGUUAAUUACACCAUCAACCUGGACACAAAACAAAAAAACAAAAGGGUAAUGUUUACAAAAAGUGAUGGAACUCCUGGCACCAUGUCUGAUUCUGUGAGGAUUUCAGAAGAAGCUUGUAGGAACCAUUCAAUCACUGUGCAGCAUUGUACCAUUGAUUGCGUCUCUGCCAUUGAUAUAGAAGUCAAUUAUAAGCUAUACAACAGUGAAGAAAAUGCUCAACUACCCUUACCAGUUCUUGACAAAUUUACUAAUCCUUCAACAGCUUUUCAGCUCCAAUUUAAGAAGGACUGUGGCUCUGAUAACAUUUGUGAUGCAAAUCUCAUUUUGGAAUGCAGUUUUCCAUAUAAUUUUACGUGGAUUGUUGGCAAGAUAAAAGAAUUGAGUUUAAACAUCUCUCUGAAUAAUACUGGAGAAGAUUCGUAUCUCACCACUAUGUACCUUUGCUAUCCAACAAACUUUUACUUCAAGGAGAUUUCAAAGUCUGAGUCUUCUUCAUUCAUUGGUGUGAAGUGUACAGAUCAAGGAACAGCAAACUCCUUGUCAUUCUUAAAUUGUGAGAUUUCCCAUCCAGUCUUCAAGAGGACUUCACAGGCGAUGCUAACUAUUUCUUGGGAUCUUGCAACCGUUCCAUUUAAGGAGGAAUAUGCAGCCAUCAGCAUCAACGUCAGCAACAAAAAUGGAGAUGGAGAUCUUGCUCAAUGGACCCACAAUAUUCCCAUGAGGCAUGGUUUGAGUGUGUUCCUGAAACCACUAAAUCAAAUAACCAAGAUUGACAUCAACAAUGAUGAUGAGAAUAGACAUGUAACAUUUCAUUUCCAGGUUACGAUGGACAACCCUUACAAUGCUACAAUAAACCUAACCAUAUCAAUCCCAAUUAAAGUACGGGGUCAAGAAAUUCUCAAGCUGCAUCAGGAAAGUUUGAAAGGUUGUUGGAAAACACAGAACAUCCUAAACAGCAACAUAAUACAACAAGAAAAAGAUAAAUGGGACUGUGACUUGGAAGGAUGCGAAUGCCAAUAUUUUGAGUGCAUGCUCACAGACUCAAACCAAGAUAUCAUUGUAAAAGCAAAUUUAGCAACAGACAAUUUAAAACAGCUUGUAAAGGACAGGGCUGAUAUUGUGGUCUCUGGAAAUGUCGUAUUUGAUGGAAAAUUAUAUCAGGAAACAUCUGAUGCUGAAAACAAAGGUCACAAUGUUAAGAUACAUGUGAAUGUUGUAAAUACUCCAGUCUUUAAUGCUGUCCCACUGGUGGUUGGGAGCUCAGCUGGUGGAAUCCUGCUUCUAUUCCUGAUGAUUUUCAUUCUCUACAAAUGUGGCUUUUUUAAACGAAGUUACAAGGACAAGAUUGAUGAAGAAAUAGAUGAAGAAAUUGAAAAGUGAACAAUGAAAAUGAGGGAACAUUUCACUUUAAAGGAUGAUUCAUUCAGAGCAAGGAUUUGUUGAGUUGAAU
This is a messenger RNA of Hypanus sabinus (Atlantic stingray), 3604 nucleotides long. RefSeq names its product integrin alpha-E-like. Gene Ontology annotation, cellular component: external side of plasma membrane; integrin complex. The coding region runs from base 73 to 3534 and encodes 1153 amino acids. The record is from RefSeq and is a predicted model, not a curated record. The transcript is spliced from 31 exons. Gene Ontology annotation, biological process: cell-matrix adhesion; cell adhesion mediated by integrin; cell-cell adhesion. NCBI's taxonomy places the organism in Eukaryota, Metazoa, Chordata, Chondrichthyes, Myliobatiformes, Dasyatidae. Gene Ontology annotation, molecular function: integrin binding.